AUGGGAGAAAAAAAAGAAGAUGUAUCUGAUAAAGAUAGUGUAAAAAGUCGCUCAAGAUCAGUGUCCCGCAGUUCAAGAUCAGUAUCAAGAACAUCCAGAUCAACAAGUACCACUUCUUCACGUAGUCAUAGUUCUUCUUCCAGAUCAAGUGACUCAUCCCGUUCCUCUUCGGGAAGAUCAUCCUCCAGAAGUUCUGGAAGAUCAGUUAGCCGUUCAGGAUCUUCUUCAGGAGGUCGUACAGCUUCAAGGAACAGGAAAAGGAGUUACAGUAGAUCAAGAAGUCGAUCUCCCAGACGUAGCAGUGAUAGACAUCGUUACGGUAGUAGAAAAUAUUCUCCCAGAAGAAGAUCUCCAGAUCGCCGAAGACGUAGUCGUUCACGUAGUUACACAAGAAAAAAUAAAAACAAACGACUUGUUAUUCGGGAUCUAACACAAAAUGUUACAAAAGAACAUGUUAAAGAGAUUUUUGAAAAUUAUGGAACAAUUACACAUAUUGAUAUGGUUCCAUUAAAAAGAUAUGAAGGAAGUAUGCACAGAGGUUAUUGUUUUAUUGAAUAUGAUGAUCCAGAGGAUGCUUUAAAAGCAGUAAAAUAUAUGAACGAUGGUUGGUUAGAUGGUAGAAGAAUUCGUGUUGAUUUAUCAGUUCCACGAAAUGCAUCGAAAAGAUUUAACUCGCCCCCUAGAAGAAGAUACUCAUCACCAAGAAGAGAUUUUGGAAGAAGAAGAUACAGUCGAUCUCCUAGAUAG
Messenger RNA from Strongyloides ratti, 747 nucleotides. Its product is annotated as RNA-binding protein with serine-rich domain 1. The transcript has a single exon. Gene Ontology annotation, biological process: mRNA splicing, via spliceosome. The record is from RefSeq and is a predicted model, not a curated record. Gene Ontology annotation, molecular function: RNA binding. The coding region runs from base 1 to 747 and encodes 248 amino acids. NCBI's taxonomy places the organism in Eukaryota, Metazoa, Nematoda, Chromadorea, Rhabditida, Strongyloididae. Gene Ontology annotation, cellular component: ASAP complex; nucleoplasm; cytoplasm.